ACAAUUCUAGAGGGGAAUAUAUUUCGAGGACUACUUGGACCCACGAACCAACUGUGCAACAUGUUUAUGGAUAGACUGUAGCCCUAAGAUAGCUCUGCAAUAUGCUGUAAGAAGAGUUUUACAUAAUUAAUCUGAACAGUAGUACUGAACUCGAUAUUGAAGAGAUGUAUGGUAGAUCCACGGACUUGGACUCAGUUUGCUGUUCGCCACGAAAGAGUUAAUCAUACAUCCUACUUGAAGAGUAUUGCGUGUCUGCGUUCUUGCUUAACGAGACUACGUUCUUGAUCGUCGAGACCAAAUUGUUGGUCUGUGGACGACAGUCUGUGAACGAAGGUGGGUAAACAUCCGAAGACCCACGAAGAUGACAGUGGAAGAGGGACACGUGGGACGUGUGUGAAAGAAUUAAAAUAUGUGAAGGAAACACGCUAAAGAAGAUCAAGGAGGCGUACAAGGAAAACUGAAGAGUUCCAGACAAGUAAUCAACCACGUGAUACGCGUUAACAUCCACUGGAUGUUCAAACACGUCUGUUCUGGGCACCAACUGAAUUCCAAUGAAAAUGUGUUCACGUUAGUAAGUUCCAGGCAGUUUGUUACCCGUACGCCUUUACUGUUAUCGUGCAUGUGUUGUAUCCUGACGAGUAUGUUGCUGGUCUAAAACUUCAAAACUUUGAACUGAUCACUAGACCUAUAUCACUAUAACUGAAAUGGCACCCUGUCAUUAUAUUAUCGACUGGGUUGAUUUCAAGGAAGAAAACCAUUCCUAAUAUACAGCAUACUUUCUGAAGACAUGUGAUAAAUUAUAUUCAAAGAUCAGUUUCCACGCAAACUCCUCAAUCAUCUAUACCAAUGCAUCCUAAACCCAAAAGCGCCCCAGCGAGGAUGAAAUCCAAAUUUACCAGCAACAAAUCGAACGCGACCAAAGAGAUGGAAGCGUGGGCCAAGAGAGACACGGACACCCUCGGUGCCAGUCACGAGGCGCUGCGCAUGGCGGGACAGCUGUCAGACAACGUCACCGAGGAGCGGAUGCUGAGGUCGAAGCUGUGGGAACUCUCCAAAGAGAGACACAAAUUCCUGUUGCAGAACGCGUACGAGAAGAAAAUGUUCAUGGACAAGAUAAUGAAGAAAGCCACCACGGUUCGGCACUACUCGGCCCAGACCGGAACCAUGCGGAGACACUCGUUUGAAACGCCCAACUACAGCGACUCUCGGAGCGACGUCGCCAGCAGCAUCAUCAGCGUCAAGUCGGCCCCGCAUACGAGGUUGCACACCAACGCUCGUUUUGCUCUGCUGGAGAGAAUGGACCCGAAAAACGGAAGGGACCGGCCGAAAGAAGUGAAGAACAUGACGUCUGCGGAGAAAACGCGAGUUGUGACAUUUAGACCCCAGUUGGUGACAGAAAUAGAGAGCAGAGCCGGAAAGGGCAAACCUGCAUGUUUUUCACGUCAUCAGACGUUCCUCCCAAAUGAAGUCACUGUCCAGCCGACGCAGGCCGCAUCCAGACUGGCAAGGUCAAUAAAGGCGGUGGCCACAAUGUCGGCAGUGUCUCAAGCGUUCAGCUCCGCACUGAAGGAAUGCGACGAAGAUGAUUCGUCCUCUAAUUCGUGGACAAAAAAGAAAAACGAAAAAGUUUUAGGCGCCAUUACCGGAAGUACGAUUCGUGAUCCAAGGUACUCUCAUCUGGAGCAUGCGCUCUGCCCCAUUAAGUCGAAUGCGGCGCCGAUGGACCUGAAAUCAGUUGUGGGGAAUUUAGAAUCUUUGCACUUGCCACCCAGAACACCGAAAGAAGCGAAACCGAAAAUAGAACUGAAAGCGAUGGAGUUUAUGAAGGAACGCGGAAUUGUCUUUUGAUAAAUACCUUUAAAAUAAAACGAAAGAAGAACGAUUCGUGAAGAAAAAAGGUGUUCAUUAUGUACAUCAAAUACUUUGGUUAACUAAUUUUACUUCUUUAUUUGGAUAUUUCUUCUCUUCUUGUUAAUGGAUUUUAGUUACCAUGACAUGCCUCCAUGACAAUACAAUAUUUUAUGUACAACAUAAUAUAACAAUACAUAUACAUGCUCAUGCUUUGGUAGUAAUUUACAUAGUUAUGUUGGCUAUUAAGUGUUGCCAUUUAUUAUAUUCUCAGAUAAGAAAACACGUCUUUAUAGCUGGUUAAAUAAAAUACGUUUCGGGAUAAAUUAAAUAAGAAUGUAUACAUAAGAAGGAAUGCUGCCGUAUGAUACUGCCUUUUAAAGGCCUUAAAACAUUGUACACUCUUCAUCAACAUCAUCAUCACCGGCGAUAUGGAACACAGAUCAAUGUGCUGGUGUACAAUUGUUCACUAGUACUAUUCUUUACAUUUGUAUGCGAGGAUAAAGUUAUAAACCACUACCAGUUAGACCAGUUGAUGUGUUUAGGGGUCAGUAUGCAGGGGUGGUAGUGGCACGAGCACAUUUGUUGGGUAUAUACGUAUGGUAGGACAAAAGGCAAAGGAUUUGGGCCUAUACCACACUCACCCUGCACAACCCCACCUGUUUCUACACACCUGGGUUAAGUAUGGGAACUACGGUACUCAGGACCGUAGCAAGGAUUUUUUGUUGGGGGGCAACCGAGUAGUUAAUAGUCUAAAAUUCCGUGAACAGUUAAGAAGAGAAUUUGCUUCAAGUUUCUAUAAUGCUUUCGGGAUUGCCCCCCUUACCCCCCCCCCCCCCCCCCCCCCCCAAGCUACGGCCCUGGUACUAUCAUCAAUCUCCUCUUUUUGUUUUGAAUAAAGUAAACAGCAAAUCGGAAAUAAACACAAACUCACUUUAUUUUUUAUUUAUUUGCAUUUUAUAUCAUAAUGGACCACAUAUUAUAAUAUGCUGAAUUAAAUUCGCUCUCGGGAACAAUUGGACUGGUUUUCAUACCUUACCCUAUUCCAGCACAUUUAUUCAACAAUAUACUUUUAAUUUCAACUUAUUUUCAUGCUUAUAUGUAAGGUUCAAACAUGCUGUCCUGGGCACACACCUCAGCUAUCUAGGCUGUCUGUCCAGGGCAGUGGGUUAGUUGUUAAUUGUUAGUGGUUAGUA
Messenger RNA from Gigantopelta aegis, 3044 nucleotides. RefSeq lists its product as uncharacterized. The coding region runs from base 847 to 1848 and encodes 333 amino acids. NCBI's taxonomy places the organism in Eukaryota, Metazoa, Mollusca, Gastropoda, Neomphalida, Peltospiridae. The transcript is spliced from 2 exons. The record is from RefSeq and is a predicted model, not a curated record.